AGUAUGGGUCGGCUUGAUGGGAAGUUCAUACUCCUGUCUGCAGCAGCGCAGGGGAUUGGACGAGCAGCUGCUAUAACUUUUGCUAAAGAAGGAGCCAAAGUCCUUGCUACAGACAUCAAUGAGUCUAAGCUGCAAGAACUGAAGAAAUAUCCAGGCAUUCAAAUACGGGUUCUGGAUGUCACCAAAAAGGAGCAGAUAGAAAAUCUGGCCAAGGAGAUUGAAAAGAUUGACGUCCUCUGUAACAUUGCAGGGUUUGUUCAUCAUGGAACUAUUUUGGACUGUGAGGAGCAAGACUGGAACUUCACUAUGAACCUCAAUGUUCGCAGCAUGUAUCUAAUGAUCAAGACAUUCCUUCCGAAGAUGCUUAAACAGAAAUCUGGAAAUAUUAUAAAUAUGUCUUCUGUGGCAUCUAGCAUUAAAGGAGUUGUGAACAGAUGUGUAUAUAGUACUUCAAAGGCAGCAGUUAUUGGUCUAACAAAGUCUGUGGGUGCUGAUUUCAUUGAACAAGGCAUCAGAUGUAACUGCAUAUGUCCUGGAACUGUUGACACACCAUCUUUACAGGAAAGAAUCCGAGCCCGGCCUAACCCAGAACAGGCAUUGAAAGACUUUCUAGCCAGACAGAAGACUGGUAGGAUGGCUACUGCUGAAGAAGUGGCCCAUCUCUUUGUGUACUUGGCUUCUGAUGAAUCUGCCUACGUGACUGGUAAUGAACUGAUCAUUGAUGGAGGAUGGAGCUUGUGAUCGACCCUACCUGCAAAUGGAAAUUCAUACCAUGAAAGGCAAAAAGUGAGGAUCAUGUUUCUUAGUUAAGAUAGCUUGCAAAGGUUUAGAUCACGCACAUGAUGUCUUUCAAAACAAAUCUGGUGCAUUUUUACUGCUGUAUGAUCUCUUUCUA
This is a messenger RNA of Phaethon lepturus (White-tailed tropicbird), 895 nucleotides long. RefSeq names its product 3-hydroxybutyrate dehydrogenase, type 2 (gene BDH2). The coding region runs from base 4 to 741 and encodes 245 amino acids. The transcript has 9 exons. Gene Ontology annotation, molecular function: 3-hydroxybutyrate dehydrogenase activity. NCBI's taxonomy places the organism in Eukaryota, Metazoa, Chordata, Aves, Phaethontiformes, Phaethontidae. Gene Ontology annotation, biological process: siderophore biosynthetic process. The record is from RefSeq and is a predicted model, not a curated record. Gene Ontology annotation, cellular component: cytoplasm.